CAUAUUUGACCUAUUUUUAGUUUCCUGUUGAAAGUAAUGCAUAGACUGCGACAGUUCUGUAUAAGGGCCAAAGACUGAGCCGUCAUAUACGACUUUAGUGGGAUCUUACUGCAAAUAUUGACACAGUGACUACACAUAGAAAGCCUAUUCAAUUUAGCACAAUCUCAUUGGUUGAUUUUUAGUCGGGCCCUGUUUGGGGCGUUCUGUUAUGGGGUCCUUGCGGUAGCACUUCCUGGUCCACGUAUGGGAGAGCAGAUCAACAAUCUCUUCUUUGACAGAUGAUGAUACUCAGCGUCUCUUUUCUUUGAAUAAACCUCUUUCCACUCACUGAUGAAACCUACCGGAUAGCCACACAGUCGGACCUCCCCGUUGUCUAUACUGCGCGUCGUGAACGGGUGAAGGAUGUCUUGGUUCACUGACUUGGCCGGGAAAGCGGAAGAUUUCCUAAACAAAGUGGACGCAGGAGCCGCUACUGCCCUGCAGAAGGAGAAUGCCUUGGCAGCUGAAUACGGAGGUGAUCCAUCGCUCUCCUCCGUGUACGCCACCUCCGGGUACCGGACGGACGGUCCUGGGAUGCAGCAGAACUACGAAUCGCUCCACGAUCCGCCAGGUUUCAUCACCGCGGCAGCUGGCAACAUCAAAAGAUCCAACGCCCCUCUUUUCUCCAACGCAAGUAACGUCUCCUCCACCAACCCCGACACCACCACUCCCCUGGGCUCCUCCAGCGUCGGAGCGACCUCCUCCACCAACACGGGGAGAGCCUCCUCGGGUUUUGUGAGGCGCAAAAAGAGUGAGCAGGACGUGGACGACGACAUGCUGUUUGACUUCCUCAACAGCUCGGACCCGCCGGCCGCCACUAGCGACCGGAAGGACGUGAGGCGAGAUCUCCCGAAGGUGUCUGUCCCCGUGGUGGAGCCCCAAGCUCCGCCCUCUACCUCCACACCCAUGUCCAGCGCGUUGGCCUCCUCCGGGACCUCCACGCCCCACUCCGCCCUCGGGAUCUCCCGGGCGUCCAGCCUCAGCUCCUUGUCGACGCACAGCAUGAAAACGUCGGAGGAGGGCCUUGCACGGGACCCUGGCCGCGACACCCCCGACGGCUCAGACUCCGGGCUGUCGGCCCCCCAGGACUCUGGCCGACCGGAGCCCCUGUUCCCGGAUGAGUCCCGGAGCCAGGAGCUGUCCAGCCUGCGCCUGGAGAACCAGCUGCUGCGCAACGAGGUGACCUCCCUCAACCAGGAGAUGGCCUCGCUCAUCCAGAGGGCCAAGGCCAUGCAGGAGGAUCUGAACCAGGCCCGCCUCCGCUCCGACAAGUGGAACUCGGACCAGUCCACGACGGACCGCGUGGUCCGAGAGUUCCGGUCGCAGGUUGAUGACCUCACUGAAGCCCUGUCUGCCAAAGACGGCCAGCUGGCGGUCCUCAAGAUCCGAUUGGACGAGGCCGACCAGCUGCUGAAGACCCGCAACUCGGCACUGGAGGCGGCGCAGAGCGAGAAGUCCCGAUUGCUGCAGGACCAAUCAGAAGGCAGCAGCAUGCAGUCGCAGGCCCUGGAGACGCUGCAACAGGGGCUGAGGGAGGCGGAGCUAACCCUCCGGCGAGAGCAGGACAACUACAGACAGAUGCAGAGCGAGGCCGCGGUGCGUCUCUCCAGGGCGGAGGCCGAGCGGCAGACUCUGGCGGAGACGGUGACGGCGGCGGAGCGGCGGGCGGCCGAGGAGCGGCGCCGCGCCGACGACCUGCAGCAGCAGACGAGGAGCGCCCGGGCCGCCGCCGAGCUGGGCCGGCAGGAGCUGCAGGACUACAAGCACAAGGCCUCGCGCAUCCUGCAGUCCAAGGAGAAGCUCAUCUCCAGCCUGAAGGAGGGCUCGGGGCUGGACACCCUGGACAGCGGCCGGGGCGCAGUCCUGGAGCUGGAGGAGAUGCGCCACGAGAAGGAGCUCCAGAAGGAGGAGGUGCAGAGGCUGCAGGGCCAGGUCCACGCGCUGCGGGCCGAGGUCCAGGAGCUGGAGAGCCAGGCCAUGAGCGAGGUGGAGACGUGGAGGCAGCAGCAGAUGGAGCUCCAGGACCAGCAGGCCAUGCAGAUCAGAGCCAAGCAGGAGGCAGAGGCCGAGCUGGACCGACACAAACAGGAGCUGCAGUACCUGGAGGAGGAGAGUCACCGCACCAAAGCCAGCCUGCAGAGCCGGAUCAAAGACCGGGAGGACGAGAUCCAGAAGCUGAGGAACCAGCUGACCAAUAAGGCUCUGAGCAGCAGCAGCCAGGUGGAGCUGGAGAGCCGUCUGCACCAGCUGACAGAGACGCUGAUCCAGAAGCAGACCAUGCUGGAGGCGCUGGGCACGGAGAAGAGCUCCCUGGCCUUCCAGCUGGAGAGGCUGGAGCAGCAGCUGAAGAGCGCCCAGGGAGGGGCGCCGAGCGGCGGGCAGGCCAUCCACAUGGGCAGCCUGGAGGGAGCAGGGGCGCGACAGAGGGCCACGCCCGUGCUCUUCAGCGACCAGGACAGCCCCGGCAUGUACGGCCAGGUGCGCAAGGCGGCCAGCACCAUCGACCGCUUCAGCAUCAGACUGGGGAUCUUCCUGCGACGCUACCCCAUCGCCAGAGUGUUUGUUAUCUUGUACAUCGGUCUCCUGCACCUGUGGGUGAUGAUAGUCCUGCUGACGUACACGCCGGAGAUGCACACAGACCACCCGGGGGGCAGAUGAGGACCCCCCCCCCCCCCGCCCGUCCGUCCGUCGACGUCGGGAACGGUUACCCUCGACGGAACGAAAGACAAACAAUGAGGCUCGCUGCUGGACGACGGUUCAACGACUCUCACUAGGAACCAAACUCUUCCUGUUUUGCACAGAAACGCCAUGGUUACAGACUUCCACUGACUGCCCUUCAUCAUCAUCAUCAUCAUUGUUAUUAUUAUUAUUAUUAUUAAUAUCGGUUUCCCAAUCUGGAGAUUCCUGGUGAGUGGCAUGAGGUUUUAAACGAACGCUGUGGAGGGGUGGGCGCUGGCGAGGCAUUAAAUCAACGCUGAUUAUUUCGAUAUCGUACAGCACUUCUUCAUCUCCCUUCUGACACGUUUUUCCUGAGAGAUUAUAUUCAACACUAUGUUUAAAAACAAAAGGCUUUUAAUAAACAUCUGAAAAAGAAGAUCCUGAAUGUUGUUCAGUUGGAGGCUGAGGAAUCCCAAUGCUAUUUUUUAUCUUUCAUAGAACUAUUAUUUCUUUGGGAAAUAAUAUAUUUUAUAAUCCCAUUGACUUGCAAUGUAAAAUAAUAUAUAUUUCAAGGUAGAAUGUUAAGUUUAAAAUAUGAAAAAUAUUUGAAUAGAAGAGCACGAUUCCAAGCUAAUCUGAACAUUGUAAAAUUAGUCUUGAGUCUCUAGUUGAAACAAUGUGCAAUGAGUAGGCUCCCAAAGUUUGUGGAGAAUAUAAAGAGAAUAAAACUUAAGAACAACAGUUGAGCGCUGCAUGUUAAGGAGAUUUUAAAUGUAAUUGUGAUUUAUCUAUGAGCCAAGGUUAAUCCUGAUGAAACAAAAGCAUACUACUCAAAUUGUUAAAUUAUUGUUCACCAGAGUGGUCAUGGAAUCCUGUUGUUAUGGCGUUAGUUUGACACAAGAGGGCGCCAUCGAGCUGGUAUGGAGACAUGCACACAUAGUGCUUUCACUGGAAUCUCCAGAGACUCUUCUGAAAACCUCAACCCUACAUUUCCACUGACUUUCUGCCAUCAAGAGACACAGGUGCACAUCUGCUCAAAUAAACUGGACGUCAUUUGAAUAGCUACAGUUCACUGCUUACAGCAUACGUUUAAAGAUCCAAGACAGACAUCAUUAAUAUGUUACUGUUUCCACCACUCAGUAUG
Gadus chalcogrammus (walleye pollock) is the source of this 3841-nucleotide messenger RNA. It is a transcript of the gene golga5, whose product is annotated as golgin A5. The record is from RefSeq and is a predicted model, not a curated record. Gene Ontology annotation, biological process: retrograde transport, vesicle recycling within Golgi; Golgi organization. The coding region runs from base 403 to 2697 and encodes 764 amino acids. Gene Ontology annotation, cellular component: Golgi cisterna; Golgi membrane. The transcript has 13 exons. Lineage: Eukaryota; Metazoa; Chordata; Actinopteri; Gadiformes; Gadidae.